GCGGCGCCGGGCGGAGCAGAGGGUGGUAUUCGGGUUAAGAUAAAUAAGUGCAUUUUCUGCACAAGACGACGGCGUAUAUAAAUAGUUGGGCACAACAACAACACAACAGACACCGUACACCGAUAUAAUCCGAUCCGAACCACCCACGGCCCGGCCAGUUGCGUCGUGCUGAAUGUCCUAUUGGCGCUGGUUGUGGUGUGUGAUCAAAAUGAUCUACCAGCUACUGUGCUGCUCCGUGAGCCUGAUAUUCUUCUGCUUCAACGUCUUCUGGCUGUUCUGCAAUCUCGCCAUACCCUGGUGCACCGUCACCCUGGUCGUUGUAUGUGUCGCCUCCAAGUUCGUGAAGCUGCAGCGCAGUCCCAACGAGAAGCGUCUGCUCAGCCUGCUGAGCACACCGGAUGAUAGGCCUAGCUACUGGCCAAUUGCUAACCGGGCGGCUGGGUACGAUGCGCCCGAGAACUCCAAGGCAGCUAUCAAAAAGUGCCUCGCACGUGGAUAUCGAAACGUGCUUUUGGACGCCAGCCUCACGUCCUGCGGCGAAAUUGUGGUGGCCAACCCCAAGCGGCUGAACGUGGCCCAGCAACCGUUGACGGAGCUGCAGAAGCUGAACAUCACGGACCAGCAUCCAAUGGGGUCGCAGUAUGAAGCGGAAUCGGUGGCCACGCUCAGGCAGCUGUCGGACUUUCUGGACACGGAGGAUGCGACUCAAGCCACCUUAUUUCUGCGCCUGCACGACAACAGUGCCCGCAUGCUUGAUCAGCUGCAAAAGUUCAUGGCCGCCAACGAGACGUUCACACAACGCACAAUUGUCAUAAGUCGCUCCCCAUUGGCCAUAUACCAGCUCCGUAAGCUACAGCCAGAAAUCACAUGCGGUCUGUGGCACGAGACCUAUUUGUCGCUGUCCAUCCUCAAGUCCUCUACACUGAUUACCUCCAUUUACGGUGCAAUCUUCCGAAACAUCAUUGCACCCGUGAUCGGAAUUAGCAUUGUCUUUUUGAACAAAGAAGAGUUUAACUUGCACAUUGCCGACCUGUGGCGCAACGUGGGCGUUCGUCCAAUUGUCUAUAUGGUGAACUCGCCGAACGAGAAGCGUUACUUUCAAAAGACCAUGAAAAUCCAGUAUCUAACGGAUUCGUUGCGCUCAGAGCCGCACCUCCUUGUAAAAGCCUAGAGUAUCACUGACAACGAACCCCCGUCUAUGACUCUGACAGACGCACAAAAAAAACUACACAAAACUGUGUUUGCAUUUAGCGCAGCGCUUAGACCCUAGAUACUUCUUGUUUUAGUGUCCUGUCGUCCACUUCCAUGUGUUUUUGUAGAAGCUUUAGAAAGUAUUAUCCGAUGUUUGCUAGCACCCACGCACCAGUGAGAUCAAAGCUAUGAUUUAAGUGUAUAUUUAUAUUUAUGUUUAUAUAGGUUCUGUGCUUUAUUUUAUUUAUAUCGACCACCCGAUUUAUUUCGGUAUGCUAUUUAUUUUGUUAUGUAUGGCUUUAUAUUUUUAUACCCGCCGCGAUAUGUUCUCAAAGUUUGUAUAGGCUUACAUAUAUACAAUGUACAAUAUUUCUACCUUUAUACUCAACACAACCGUAUGCCAUAUACGGCAUAUGUCUUUUUGAUGUGCUUUAUACUUACAUAUAAUAUACAAAAUUCGCUUUGGUUUUGAGUGCCCUUGUCUCAAAAACAAGUCCUUACAAGUCUUUGCCUCAGCUGUAAUAAAGUAGCACCAGAUAGAAGGGAAAGAGGAAUAUAUGUGUGUAUACCAAAAAUACAAAAUAAUUAAAAAUUAAUACGAUUU
Molecule: messenger RNA, 1795 nt
Organism: Drosophila serrata
Lineage: Eukaryota; Metazoa; Arthropoda; Insecta; Diptera; Drosophilidae
Product: glycerophosphodiester phosphodiesterase 1
Biological process (GO): ethanolamine metabolic process; phospholipid metabolic process; N-acylethanolamine metabolic process
Cellular component (GO): plasma membrane
Molecular function (GO): glycerophosphodiester phosphodiesterase activity
Source: RefSeq, a predicted model, not a curated record